Loxodonta africana (African savanna elephant) is the source of this 3970-nucleotide messenger RNA. RefSeq names its product RAB37, member RAS oncogene family (gene RAB37). Bases 910 to 1584 code for a protein of 224 amino acids. Gene Ontology annotation, molecular function: GTP binding; GTPase activity. Gene Ontology annotation, biological process: regulation of exocytosis. NCBI's taxonomy places the organism in Eukaryota, Metazoa, Chordata, Mammalia, Proboscidea, Elephantidae. The transcript is spliced from 10 exons. The record is from RefSeq and is a predicted model, not a curated record.
AAAAAAAACCAGUUGCCAUCAAGUCGAUUCCAUGCUUCAGAGUAGCACUGUGCUCAUAGGGUUUUCAAUGGCUGUGACCUUUCAGAAGUAGGCAGCCAGGCCUGUCUUCCAAGGUUUCUCCAAGUGAAUUUGAACUACCAAUCUUUAAUCAUUUGAGCCACCCAGGGACUCCUAUUGUCAAGGUCAGAGCCUCAAAAAUAAUUUCAGUCUACAUCUAGAUCCCUGUUCUGCAAGGUUGAGGAACAGCAGAACAAGGGGCUCCCUCCCCCCCACCUUCCCUAAGUGUCCCUUAGAGAAGAUAAGCAGAGACUGGCUAGACAAUAAAGGGGAAGGGCGUACCCCACUGCACACACUCCCUCCCUGGAGCUCCUGUCCUCCUGACCUACAGUGACCUGGGAUGCCAUUUCCAGCCACUUGUCCAUUUGGGUUGUUUCUGCUGGGAGAACUUCAAACUAAGUGUCUCCCCGUUUCAGUAUAAACUUUAGAGUUUCCUGAUUCAUGCAAGCCUUUAUAACCAUAAAAUGUCAUUAAAAACUUCCAAAUAGAUGUUGUGACUCAAAACCUCAAACAGUAGUCAUUUUAGAAUGUGCCUGUGCAAACUACAGUGUCUACCCCCUCCCAUCCUGACACAUUUUCCCGGGUGAGAAUAUCCCUGUCUGAGAUAUGAACACUUCCCAUUCCCGGCAGCCCAGCCCCACCCACACAUGUCCACAUGAAGCCAUACACACAGAGAGGGGCUGAAUUCCCUGUGUGGUGUGUGCGGAUGUGGCCAGAGUCUAGACCACGUAAAUGCAGUGGUUCUCUGUGGCCACCGAGCACAUUUGGGAACCUACUAGUGCCAAGACCUUAACUCAGGCUUCCAGGAAACUGAAUGAGGACAGGAGGGUCAAAGGGAGAACCUGAGAGGUGAUGCUUCUGGGAGACUCAGGCGUCGGCAAAACCUGUUUCCUGAUUCAAUUCAAAGAUGGGGCCUUCCUCUCCGGGACCUUCAUAGCCACCGUCGGCAUAGACUUCAGGGUUCCCCACUGUUCUGAUGCGGUGAUCCAGCUGGUGAUGUUCCUGGGACUUGUCACAUCUCCUCAAGCCCUAGAGAGGGGCCAGGACAGGAGCCUCCAAAACAAGGUGGUGACCGUGGAUGGUGUAAGGGUGAAGCUGCAGAUCUGGGACACCGCAGGGCAGGAGCGCUUCCGCAGUGUCACCCAUGCCUAUUACCGAGAUGCUCAGGCCCUGCUCCUGCUGUACGACAUUACAAACAAAUCGUCCUUCGACAACAUCCGGGCUUGGCUCACUGAGAUUAAUGAGUAUGCGCAGAGGGAUGUGGUGAUCAUGUUGCUAGGCAACAAGGCGGAUGUGAGCAGCGAAAGGGAGAUCCGUUCAGAGGACGGGGAGACCCUGGCCAGGGAGUAUGGAGUUCCCUUCAUGGAGACCAGCGCCAAAACAGGCAUGAACGUGGAGCUAGCCUUUCUGGCCAUUGCCAAGGAGCUGAAAUACCGGGCCAGGCAGCAGGCCGGUGAGCCCAGCUUCCAGAUCCGAGACUAUGUGGAGUCCCAGAAGAAACGAUCCAGUUGCUGCUCCUUCGUGUGAUGGCCAAGGGGCUGGGCGGAGGCUCCAGAGACCCAGAUGAUACAGCCAUCUCCCCCUACCCAGUCUAUUCCCAAGUGGCUGAGCCAAUGGGGGGAGAGCUGGGGACCUGGUGCACAGCCCCUUCCAAGAGGGAGCUGUCCUCCAGCUCCUACCCUAGUUACUGUAGCUUCCCUGCAUCUGGAGGAGGGUAAACUAUUUACAUUUCAUUUUAAUCCCAAAAAAGGGCACCAGGUUCCCCGGAAGAUGGGCAGGGACCUGGUGGCCCUGUUAUCUUUUAGUAUUAGGACUUCCUGUGUGGCUGGGCCUGCCUUCUGGCCACAAGGAAAGCAUUGCUCCAGCCAGCACCAGGGGGCACUGGUGCACUUCUGCCCGAUUCCCUGGGGCCUGAGGGCUGGUAGUGUCCCUGUCACUACUUUAGCUGGAAAGAGGCUGAGCAGACCCCAGCCCUCAUUUCUUCCAGCUCCCAGGGGAACAAUCUUCCCCAAUAAGAUGGGACCUUGUGCUGGGAGCCUCAGGGAGGGGAAACAGGAGCAACAGAGACUAGGGCCUGUUUGGCUACCUUCAGACCUUACCAACUGCCCUUCUGGAGACAUGGCCCUUUUCCUCAAGCAUACAAGCACAUGGGAACACCUGGGAACAUUUGGUUCCUCUUCUCUGGACCUCAGAUCCUGGGAAAGCCCCUCCUCCCUGAACCCCUGAUCUUAUCUACCUUUCUACCUGAGCCCCUAGACACCUAAGAUCAGAGCUAGGGAAAAGGUUUUCUUUUUGUCCCAAGCCCUUGGCAGUAAGCAACCCCGCAGGCCGCUUUUCAAGCAGCUCUAGUGCUUCUCCUGGAUUAAGAUCUGCAUAAAGAGAAACCCCCAGCUCCCGUAGUAGGUGGGAGGCAUAGCCGAGCGACCCUCUCCCCACCUGUAUCUCCCUAAACCCAAGCUCUGCCUCCUUCCUGACCCCUCAACCCCCAGGCCCUUUUCUUCUCAGACACCAGAGCCAAAACUGCCUCACCUCCCUCCUACUGAGUCAGGUAAACUAAUACAACAUGUGCAAAAUAAGGUCAUGUGGCUACAUCUGGGGUGGAGAUGAGGGUCAGCAAGGAGUUUCUGUGGGGCCAAGGUCACACGUCUCCCAAAGCCCCAGCCCAGCAGUUGGAAGUGGACAGAAGAGGCACCUUUACCCCAGCUCCGCAGCCUGGGGAGGGUUGAAGAAGAGAAAUGUCCUGCACGUUUAGGAGGCAACUGCAUUUGCUUUAAAGGCAGAAAUUUUGCUCUCUGAGCAGAGUCAGCGGCUCCCACUUGGGCCUGAUAAGGAAGCUCUUGGUGGCGUCUCCCAGCCAGAGCAGGGAGGAGCCUGACCUUGCUAGGCUCUGCGGCCGCAGGCUGGUCACAGGCCAUCCAAUCACUCACGUGGGCUGCUUUGGGUCUCUAGCAUUUGAGUUUUUCAGAAUUAAAUUGCAGUAUUUUGGAAAGUUCACCCUGCCCACUGCUUCUUUGAGAUGUACCUUGGACUGGGGGAUCACAAAGAAGGGACUGUUAUUGCAAGCUGGAAGAACUGUCAAAACAAACAAACCCAUUGACGUGGAGUCUAUUCCAACUCAUGGUGACCUCAUGUGUUACAGAGUAGAACCCUGGUGGAGCAAUGGUUAAGUGCUAAGCUGUUAACCAAAAGGUUAGUGGUUUGAACCCACCAGCCACUUGACAGGAGAAAAGACCUGGCGAUCCGCUCCGGUAAAGAUUGGAAACCAAACCUGUUGCCCUCAAGUCAAUUCCAACUCUUAGUGACCCUAUAGAACAGAGCAGAACUGCCCCAUAGGGUUUCCAAGGAGCAGCUGGGGGACUAGAACUGGCGACCUUUAGGUUAGCAGCUAUCAUGGAUUGAAUUGUGUCACCCAAAAAUAUCUGAAAACUUGGCUAGGUCAUAAUUCCCAGUAUUAUAUGAUUAUCUACCAUUUUGUUAUCUGAUGUGAUUUUACUGUGUGUUGUAAAUUCUAUCACUAUGAUAUAAUGAGUUAUAUGAUGAGAUCUACAAGAUUAGAUUGUGUCCUGAGCCAACCUCUUUUGAGACAUAAAAGAGAGAAGCAAGCAGAGAGACAUGGGAACCUUAUACUACCAAGAAAGCAGCGCCGGGAGCAGACUGAGUCCUUUGACCUGAGGUUCCUACGCUUAGAUGCUCCCAGACCAGGAGAAAACUGAUGACAGGGACCUUCCUCCAGAGCCAACAGAGAGAAAAAGCCUUCCCCUGGAGCCGGCCCCCUGGAUUCAGAAUUCUACUACUGGACUGUGAGAGAAUAAACUUCUCUUUGUUAAAGCCAUCCACUUGUGGUAUUUGUUAUAGCAGCACUAGAUAACUAAGACAGCAGCCAAGCUCUUAAUCACUGUACCACCAGGGCCCC